Molecule: messenger RNA, 582 nt
Organism: Linum trigynum
Lineage: Eukaryota; Viridiplantae; Streptophyta; Magnoliopsida; Malpighiales; Linaceae
Source: the annotation of a GenBank genome assembly
AUGGCCAGAACAAAGAUCUCAGCUAUAUCAUCUACGAAAACACAACAACCUGCUGGUUAUGUUUCUCGGCAGGUAGCAGUCCGCUUGAGGGACUCUAGUGAUUCUGGUGCUGGGCCUAGUAACAAACGUCCACGCGAUGAGGUAACAAAGAGUCACAGCAAGAAGAAUAAGCAACGGACUGUACAGUCAAAUCAAAUCACCUUGGAGAAGAAGUGCAGUCCGACUUCAAUCAUCGAGAUUGUGGAGGCGGGUAUUUCAACUGAGAGACAAGCGCUUAUAAAGAAGCUUGGACUAAGUUGUGUGCUCAAUUUGAAGAUGAAACAGUUUGACAGUACGUUGCUGUGUUGGAUUAUUAGGCUAUUAGAUGAGGAGACAAUGUCGAUAGCUAUGCUGGAUGGGGGGCAGCUUACCUUUACUGUGGACGAUGUCCAGCUGAUCUAUGGUCUUCCCUGUGGUCCAAAGAUGGUGCCGAAAAUUGAUUCACACCAUGAGAAGAAGCUACGAGACACACUACCGGGCAUGGAUGAGGAACCUGUCAGUUGGUACAAGCUGUGGAAUUUGAGGAAAAAGCUUGUACAAUGA